UACAGAAUAAUUUAUUACAGUGUCCUUCCCUGGCCACAGAAGACUCUGUGACAUCAAAGAGGAGUUCUAUAGGAUUGCAGAUGGUCUGCAAUGCUGACUGUCUGAUCAACAGACAUGGACUGAGCCAGGCAAAAUGGCCUCAGUCCAUGACUCCAGAGUCUUUGGGACCUCUGAAAUCUCUAUCACAAGGUGAAUUCUCUGGUGUGUUGCUGGGAGACAGGGGGUCUGCCUGCCAGCCUUUUCUCCUGACACCAUUCACAGACCCCCAGGACGCACAGCAGGCCUACAACCAUGCCCAUGCCAGGACCAGGCCCAGAGUUGAGAUGACCUUUGGCCUCCUGAAGGCACGCUUUCAGUGUCUUCACUGUCCUCCACAAUGUGGCCUGCCUGAGGAAGGAGAGGGCCCCCAGAGGGCCCCCAGCCAUGGACUGGGACAAUCCUGCAAUCUUCCCUGA
Messenger RNA from Centropristis striata (black sea bass), 455 nucleotides. RefSeq names its product putative nuclease HARBI1. The record is from RefSeq and is a predicted model, not a curated record. Lineage: Eukaryota; Metazoa; Chordata; Actinopteri; Perciformes; Serranidae. Bases 81 to 455 code for a protein of 124 amino acids. The transcript has 3 exons.